Molecule: messenger RNA, 611 nt
Organism: Anopheles coustani
Lineage: Eukaryota; Metazoa; Arthropoda; Insecta; Diptera; Culicidae
Exons: 3
Coding region: 1-477 (158 amino acids)
Biological process (GO): septate junction assembly
Source: RefSeq, a predicted model, not a curated record
AUGCCGGAAAAUACAGUAGUGGCUCCACCAAGGCAUCACCAUUCAAGUGUGGCGCUUCCGCCCGCUAUCCUUCCAGUGCCAUCUGGAGAAAACCAUUCGCCUCCGCUGUCGGUGAUCAAAUUUCUCGAACUGUGUCUUGCGGUAGCAUGCACUACACUGCACUACUACAGCUUUGACGAUGGUGAUUUGGUGACGGGUUUCCUUGCAACUGGGACGUUUUGUGGGUUCAUAGUGAUACUGUCAACCAUAAUGGCCGGUUACCUCAUCAAGGCACACCUGCACCGUCGUCUGGCCAUCUUCUACAGCCUGCUUGGCAGCGCCUGCUUCCUCACGUCCGGCGUGUUCAUCAUCGAGGCGUGGAAGCACGCGUUCCGGACUAGAAUGCGUGACCUCGCGAUCACCAAGGGCUCGAUCGCGAUCAUCAACGGCGUGAUCUUCCUGAUGGACACCAUAUUUACCUUUCGCGAGCGCAAGUAAACCGCAGCGGUGUCACUGCAUCGGUACCAUUUGGUCGGAUGUGUAACUGGCUAAGACCCUCUCCUACUCUGCCUUCUGCAUCACAUCACGUCUCUGGUCUUGGCUGCAUUCAACUUAAUAAAGAGCGUUUAUGU